AUGUAACAAAAUUGUAAUUUGAUUCUCAACGACCGAGGAUCUCUAUGGUUAGGAGACUACGAGUCUGCUCUUAAUUAGGUAUAAGAAAAUAUCAAUCUUUAAGGAGUUCUUAAAAAGUAAAGGAAUAAGGACAGUUAUAACAGUAGCUGCAGGAUUGAAUUUAAAAUAUGAAGGAAUUGUCCAUCAUAAAAUAGAAAUAUUGGAUAUAGAAUUAACCAAUAUAUCUCAAUAUUUUCAAACAGCCAAUGAUUGGAUAGAAAGAGGAUUUAAUAUAGGAGGAGUAUUAGGUAUCAUAAAUCUAUUAUAAAAAGUUAAGUUCACUGCAUGGCAGGUGUCUCCCGAUCUGCAGCCAUAAUAAUAGCAUAUUUAAUUGAGAGAAAAAAAAUGAAUUAUUAUUAGGCUUUUACUUUUGUUAAAUCUAAACGACCUUAAAUAAAUCCUAACAAAGGUUUUACCAAUUAAUUAAUGUCUUAUGCAACAAGAACUGCGUAACCUCCAAUACCAAAAUCAUAAAGAGCCAACCAUUUUCAAUAAAAUUAGGAUUAAUUUGAGAGUAAUUAAUAUGCUCCAGUUACUCGUAAAAGUUCAGCAGGACUUAUAUAAUAAAAUACUAAUUUCUAUAAAUCUAUUACUAAAUCAAUGUCACAAAGUAAAAACAAAAACAAAUGAAUUUCUAUCAAUAUACAACUAAA
Paramecium sonneborni is the source of this 692-nucleotide messenger RNA. The record is from the annotation of a GenBank genome assembly. Lineage: Eukaryota; Ciliophora; Oligohymenophorea; Peniculida; Parameciidae.